UGUACCAUGCUGUCGUUGGCACCGAGCUGUGACGCGCUCAGUAGUUUCCUACAUCACCUGAACGCAGCACCCGGUCGGUCUCCACGGUAACGGCUAACAACGGAAGAAGAUGGUUCACAUCACAGAGGACAUGGUGCGGCGGAGAGCUGAGCACAACGACUGUGAGAUCUUCUCUCUGGAGGAAGUUUCUCUGCAUCAGCAGGACAUCGAGAGGAUCGAGCACCUGGACAAGUGGUGCAGGGACCUGAGGAUCCUCUACCUGCAGAACAACCUGGUCUCCAGGAUGGAGAAUCUCAGUCGCCUGAAGAAACUGGAGUAUUUGAAUUUGGCCUUGAACAACAUUGAAGUCAUUGAAAACCUCGAAGGCUGCGAGAGCCUCCAGAAGUUGGACCUGACGGUGAACUUCAUUGGCUGUUUGAGCAGCGUCGAGUCUCUGAGACACAACAUCCACCUCAGAGAGCUGUUUCUGGUCGGGAACCCCUGCACCUUGUUUGAGGGCUACAGACAGUUCGUGGUUUCCUCUCUGCCCCAACUCAAGUGGCUGGACGGGACGGAGAUCAGCCGAUCGGAGAGGAUUCGAUCCUCGCAGGGACUAGAGGAGGUGAAGAGACGAGUGCUAGAGCAGGAGAAAGAAUACCUGAGGAGGAGAGCCGAGGAGAGGGAGGAGGUGCAGAGGAAAGCUGCAGGAGAAGAGAGAGGAAACAAGGAGAGGAGAGGAGGUCCUGACGGCAGCUGGAAAACUAACACAGAUCGAAGGCUGGAGGAGAACGAGGAGAGCCAGGAGGUGGAGGAGAACGAGGAGAGCCAGGAGGUGGUGGAGAACAAGAAGCCGCAGGCGACGAGCCCCGACCUGGACGAGGAGCAGCAGGAGGAGGAGUUCUGGCACACGCCGUGUUCGUUCACCCCCGAGUCUCGUCUGGAGGCUCAUCGCCACCUGGAGGAGAAGAGGAGGGCGAAGGAGAAGUAG
This is a messenger RNA of Paralichthys olivaceus (Japanese flounder), 967 nucleotides long. The record is from RefSeq and is a predicted model, not a curated record. NCBI's taxonomy places the organism in Eukaryota, Metazoa, Chordata, Actinopteri, Pleuronectiformes, Paralichthyidae.